Molecule: messenger RNA, 399 nt
Organism: Rotaria sordida
Lineage: Eukaryota; Metazoa; Rotifera; Eurotatoria; Philodinida; Philodinidae
Source: the annotation of a GenBank genome assembly
AUGCUUUCCUCGCAAGCAUGUUCAGCAUUUCAUUCUCAUCAAAAAUUAUCUCCAUGUCGAUGGUCAGCAUCGGGUCGAUCAUUAACUGGCGAACGUGGUAGUGCUUCAUUUGAUGAACCAUAUCAAUGUCCAACACAAUUAUUAAUGAAUAAAAAAGCUCAUCCUAAACGACAUCUUGCUUGUGCAUUGAUUUCAUCUUUAUUAUUUUUUGUCACUGGUAUUGUUGCAAUAAUUUAUGCGAUUAAGUCUUUGCAUUGUGAACGUCAUGGACAUUAUGAACAAGCAUAUAUACAUGCACGACGUUCAUUUUCUUGGUCGAUGGCAACAUUUGUGAUUGCACUUUUUAUUUAUUUGACUAUUGGUCUUAUUCUUUUUAUGCGUACAAUAGAUUAUCAUUAA